Molecule: messenger RNA, 5855 nt
Organism: Nerophis lumbriciformis (worm pipefish)
Lineage: Eukaryota; Metazoa; Chordata; Actinopteri; Syngnathiformes; Syngnathidae
Gene: phactr2
Product: phosphatase and actin regulator 2
Biological process (GO): actin cytoskeleton organization
Molecular function (GO): actin binding
Source: RefSeq, a predicted model, not a curated record
AGCUGAAGGCGAGGCGCGGUGGCAACUCAGCAGGGCCGAAGAUCGUCACAAACGAAGAGCGGCGCUCAGGAGAAGAUCACAGCACUUCCAACUACGCUGAUUGGGCUGAAGUCAUCCCAAAUAAUCAAGUGGCCAUGGGGGAGACGGGGGACUCUCACUCAGAGAUGAAGACCUUCUCGGCCCCGAGACCCUUGCCCAGGCUGCGCUCCCAGAGUGACACCUCAGGCUUUGGUGCCAGGAUCCUGUCCAGGCUCAGAGGAGUCCGCUCAGUUGAUGGUUUGGAGAAAUCGUCAUCACUGGCCAGCUGCGACGUGGUGGUGGACGAUACCCACAAUACACGGCAGCAGCGAGGCAAGCUGUCCACUCUAGGAAGACUGUUCAAACCCUGGAAGUGGAGGAAGAAGAAGUCCAGUGACAGGUUUCAGGAUCUUUCCAAAGUAUUGGAGAGAAAAAUCUCAACAAGACAAACCAGAGAGGAGCUCAUCAAAAAGGGAGUACUCAUCCCGGAACAAGACGAGGGCGUCAGCAGAGGAACUCAGAAUGGACACGCCACAUCCAGCGUGUCGCCUGAGCAGGUCAAAGUUGAGAUGGAAUCCACGGUGACAGGCCCCGCCCAGCAGGCUGCAACACCUGUGAGCAAUGACGACAACACAGAGAGAAGGGAAUCUAAGGCCAUGGCCCGGGCUGCUCAGGCUAAAAAAGCCCCGACCUCCUCCAAGCCUGCGGGGGGCACUGUGACCCGGCACAGAGACUCUUCCUCUGGGGCUAAAAAGACUGUUAAAGCCCCGGGGAAGCAGGGCUCUUCGGCGCAAACUAAAGCUAACACGCGGAGCGCUAACAACGCUAGUCGUGCGAUUGCCAAAUCCUCUCAUCCAAAGAAGAGCCAAGGGGGCGGGACAAAAGCCACCACCCCCAAUCCCGCGCCUCGCUCUCGACCACCGAAGGACCCUGCACCACCCAGCGAAGGCGGCGAGGCGCGGACCACCCAGAAAGCAGAAAACGGAGCAUCCUCUGUUUCUCCGAAGGCCUCCUCAGAGACUCCCAGUCAGCCCGAGGAAGUGAAAUCCUCUGACAGCUCGUCUAAAGUUCCCCAGGAGACUCCGCCUGCUCCUCAAGAGCCUCCAGAAGACCAACCUCCCUGCGCUGAUGCUCCUGUGGGACAAGACACCACCCCCGAUACCCCCGCGCUCCAUUGUGCGCAUGUGAACACUGCCACGGAGGACACUUCCUUCACUGAGGCUGAGGGCGACCCCCCGGAGGAGGAAGAACCAGGGAGGAGUGCAGAAGAUGGGUGUGAUGCACAGGAAGACCAUGGAGAGUCUGCAGAGGAGUCCUGCUCAAGGCCUGCCGACUCUGACGCGCUGAAGCCACAGGGCGGCCUCAGCGUGAACACGGAGAACGCGGAGGUGACGGUCAUCCCUGAUAGGCCGACAGCAGAAUGCCAAACCAGCGACUCGGACUCUGACGGACCCAUCCUGUACCGUGAUGAAGAGGAGGAGGAAGAGGACGAGUACCUUAACAGUUCUCUGGCCAUCAAGAUCCGGCGACGAGACACCCUCAACAUCAAACUGGGCAACCGACCCAGCAAGACCGAGCUGGAGGAGAAGAACAUCUUACCCCGCAGCUCAGAGACGGAGAGACUGGAGCUCCGUCAGCAGAUCGGCUCCAAGCUUGUCAGGAGCUUGAGCCAAAGACCGAGCACAGAGGAACUGGAGCAGAGGAACAUCCUCAAACAGAAGAACGAAGCAGAGGAGCACCAGGCCAAGCAGGAGAUUAAAAGGAAACUCUCCAGAAAGCUGAGCGUGCGACCCACGGUGGCAGAGCUCAUUGCUAGAAGAAUCCUGCGCUUCAACGAGUACGUGGAGGUGACAGACGCCAAGGACUACGACCGGCGAGCAGACAAGCCCUGGACACGCCUCACACCUGCUGACAAGGCUGCCAUCCGCAAGGAACUCAACGAGUUCAAGAGCAGAGAGAUGGCAGUUCAUGAAGAUAGUAAACACUUCACCAGAUUCCACCGGCCUUAAUGUCAGCAUGGAAACCUCCACCAAGUCCACAGCACCACCUAACAAAGCCAGGUUUGUCCAACCUGUGGAAGUGUUGCACACCUUGUACCCGCUCGCUGCUCACUGCUCACUAGCAGUCCUCUUAUUUAUUGUUGGAGAACAUCUUUCUUCUCCCUGCUACAACCAAGCACUCUUCCAGCUGGCUCAAGAGUACUAAAGACAUUCUUGUGAGCUGCUGUCAAAGGAGUCAGGCCUUGUCCACAAGGGGGCGCUACAUCAUGUUGUAUUAGCACCAAGUCAUUGUCCACAAGGGGGCGCUACAUCAUGUUGUAUUAGCACCAAGUCAUUGUCCACAAGGGGGCGCUACAUCAUGUUGUAUUAGCACCGAGUCCUUGUCCACAGGGGGGCGCUACAUCAUGUUGUAUUAGCACCAAGUCAUUGUCCACAAGGCGGCGCUACAUCAUGUUGUAUUAGCACCAAGUCAUUGUCCACAAGGGGGCGCUACAUCAUGUUGUAUUAGCACCAAGUCAUUGUCCACAAGGGGGCGCUACAUCAUGUUGUAUUAGCACCAAGUCAUUGUCCACAAGGGGGCGCUACAUCAUGUUGUAUUAGCACCAAGUCCUUGUCCACAAGGGGGCGCUACAUCAUGUUGUAUUAGCACCAAGUCAUUGUCCACAAGGGGGGCGCUACAUCAUGUUGUAUUAGCACCAAGUCAUUGUCCACAAGGGGGCGCUACAUCAUGUUGUAUUAGCACCAAGUCAUUGUCCACAAGGGGGCGCUACAUCAUGUUGUAUUAGCACCAAGUCCUUGUCCACAAGGGGGCGCUACAUCAUGUUGUAUUAGCACCAAGUCAUUGUCCACAAGGGGGCGCUACAUCAUGUUGUAUUAGCACCAAGUCCUUGUCCACAAGGGGGCGCUACAUCAUGUUGUAUUAGCACCAAGUCAUUGUCCACAAGGGGGCGCUACAUCAUGUUGUAUUAGCACCAAGUCAUUGUCCACAAGGGGGCGCUACAUCAUGUUGUAUUAGCACCAAGUCAACCCUGGAACUGACGGAAGGAUUUUAAACUUUUAAAUGUUGCAUUCAGUCUUUUUAGCUUGUGCCAAAAAGCAAACAAUAUUUAUAUUUCUUCUUUUUGCUCAUCUUUCCCAACACCCGUCUCCACAAAGCCACUUGGGAUGCUUUUAUGGCAUUUAAGUAUAAAAUGUUGAGGCCUUUAGCGCGCGCUAGCUAGGUUGUGCUAAAACAUUGUUACAAAGCUGAAUUGUGUCCUCACAAUGCUGCUCCUACCCUAAAUGCUGCUUUUUGUCUCAUUCCUCAAACUGAAAGUAGAUGAUAUUGAAGUGGCAAAUGUUAGCAUUUUGCUAGCUACGUAAAAACAACCCUCAUUUCCAAGUCUGCACUUUGUAUUUAUUCAAAUAAUUCUUGCUAAGAGCGUAGUGUGAUUGACAAGAUACAACAACAACACCACAAAGUGAUUCUUCUAAAGAUCUUUUCUUCAAUAUUUGUUUUAGGGUAAAACAGAAGUUAUAAAAAUGUUGAGUCAUUCCUUCACUAGCAUCAUAGCUAGUGGACCCCGACUUAAAGAAGUGUAAAAACUUAUUGGGGUGUUACCAUUGAGUGGUCAAUUGUAGGCAAUAUGUACUAUACUGUGCAAUCUACUAAUAAAAGUCUCAAUCAAUCAAUCAUAGCUAGCUCGCUAACGUGCUUGCGCUAACUGUUAAAAAGUGGACACAAUACUGCUUCCAUGCUAAAACGCUGCUUUUAGUGUCAUUCCUCAAAGUAAAAUAUGAUAUUAAAGUGGCAAAUGUUGACAUUUUGCUAGCUAACUCAAAAUAACUCAUUUCCAAUUGUUUUGAAGUCUGCACUUUGUAUUUAUUAAAAUGCUAAAUGCUUCUUGCUAAGAGCAAAGUGUGAUUGACAAGAUACAACAACAACACCACAAAGUGAUUCUUCUAAAGAUCUUUUUCUUCAAUAUUUUCUUUGGGGGGGAAAACAGGAGCUAUUAUAAAAUGUUGAUGAGUCAUUCCUUCACUAGCAUCAUAGCUAGCUCGCUAAUGUGCUUGCCCUAACUGUUCAAAAGCCAAGUUAAUACUGCUUCCAUGCUAAAACGCUGCGUUUAGUGUCAUUCCUCAAAGUAAAAGUAGAUGAUAUUAAAGUGGCAAAUGUUGACAUUUUGCUAGCUAACUCAAAAGAAGCCUCAUUUCCACAUUUUUCCAAGUCUGCACUUUGUAUUUAUUAAAAUGUAUGAGUUGUUAUUUCUUACCUGAGAAACAAAAGUUGUGUUUGUUUCUCCAACAAAAAGUAGAAGUUUGUAGUAGCGAGUGAGCACUUGGAGAUUAGCUCGGGCUUUUGUUCAAUCAAUCUUCCAAACAACAGAAUUUAAAUCUGAGAACCUAAUCAGCUUUUACUUCUUUUUUUUGGAGCUGCUUUUGUUUCUGAAACAAGACUUUUGGUACCACUUACAGUAAAUAUGAAGACCUCGGACUCGCCAAGCUGUGUUAGCUUAGCAUAAAACUGGACAGAUUUUUAAAUGGGAUGCUUGGAUUAUGUUUCAGAUUGUUGUGUGAUUAAUGCGCGCUAACAAAAAUAUUCAAAAGCUUGCUUAGCUAGUCUCGCACUUCAGUAUUCAUGCUAAGCUAGGCUAGCUUGCACUUGCUAAGAGCGAAGUGUGAUUGACAAGAUAACUUUGCUCCAACAACAACGCCACAAAGUGAUUCUUCUAAAGAUCUUUUUCUUCAAUAUUUUCUUUGGGGGGGAAAACAGGAGCUAUUAUAAAAUGUUGAUGAGUCAUUCCUUCACUAGCAUCAUAGCUAGCUCGCUAAUGUGCUUGCCCUAACUGUUAAAAAGUCAAGUUAAUACUGCUUCCAUGCUAAAACGCUGCGUUUAGUGUCAUUCCUCAAACUUAAACGCAAGUAUUCCCAAAAGCAUUUAGUUAGUUAGCAUUCUGCUAGCUACACCUGGCUCACUUUCAAGUGCUCUAAUUUCAAACCUGCACUUUGUUUUUAUUCAAAUUCUGUGAGUUUUUAAUUUAACUGGGAAACUAUUUUUGUUUUUUUCCGACAAAACUCCCAAAAUAGACUUUGAAGUAGAAAGUAGACGGCUUAGAGUUAGCGCUUCUGUUGUUUAGCCUCCAAAAUACUGAAGUAAAACAGCAAGCUUAAUCAGAACCUUCAGUUUGGGGCCUACUUUAGUCCCUAAACACCAUGUUGGGGACCACUUACAUCUCAUGAGCCGCUUCGCUACUUUAUUUGAACACAUUAAGAUGCUAGCUAGCCAUUCAGUCCUCAUGCUAAGCUAUCUUGCUCUCUGACAAUCAAAGUGUGGCGCUGAUUACAUCUGUUUGCUACAAACCACAAAGCAAAAAAGUGUUAAUUGAAUAUUGUUUUUUAGCCAAAUGAGGAGCUAUUAGCUUAACGAGGGGUAGCAUUCUGACAUUGUGUACUUCCUGCCUUCAAAGAGAUGUUGUGUAUGAACAUAAUGAUGAUAAUAAUUGCCUUCAAAGAGAUGUUGUAUAUGAACAUAAUGAUGAUAAUAAUUGUCUUCAAAGAGAUGUUGUAUAUGAACAUAAGGAUGAUAAUAAUUGUCUUCAAAGAGAUGUUGUAUAUGAACAUAAUGAUGAUAAUAAUUGCCUUCAAAGAGAUGUUGUAUAUGAACAUAAGGAUGAUAAUAGUCAAGCUCAGGCCUAAACCCUCAAACUCUUCCAGUGUCUUGUCAAAUGAAAGUAAAGUGUAAUGUGUGAAGGUAAACUUGUACAGUAUUUACUUCCUGACAUGUAUAUGAAGUAUUUUGUACAGAAUGUGUCUGGCUGCAUGUGCAUUUAUGCCACAAUACAAACACCAUGACCUAAA